Pipistrellus kuhlii (Kuhl's pipistrelle) is the source of this 1029-nucleotide messenger RNA. RefSeq names its product putative serine protease 45. Gene Ontology annotation, molecular function: serine-type endopeptidase activity. Gene Ontology annotation, biological process: proteolysis. The record is from RefSeq and is a predicted model, not a curated record. Bases 1 to 906 code for a protein of 301 amino acids. NCBI's taxonomy places the organism in Eukaryota, Metazoa, Chordata, Mammalia, Chiroptera, Vespertilionidae. The transcript has 5 exons.
AUGGGCCUGUCCAGCCAGUUGCCGAGUGAUGCUGCUGCCGCCCUGGGGACCAUGCUCCCACGGGCCACCUCUGCCGCCUACGAAGCUUGUGGCAAGCCCUGGUGGCCGCAGGAGGUGGACGCGAGCCGCCACUGGCCCUGGGAGGCGAGCCUCCGCGUGGACCAUGAGCACGUGUGUGGAGGGGCCCUCGUGGGCCACAGCUGGGUGCUGACCGCCGCCCACUGCAUCCAAGGCACCAAAGAGUACUCCGUGACCCUCGGCACAGCUCGGCUGCAGCCCCCGGACCCCCAAAAGGCCGUCUCGGUCCCGGUGAAGGACAUCGUCGUGCACCCCAAGUUCUGGGGCCGCACCUUCACCACAGGCGACGUGGCCCUGCUCCAGCUGCAGGCCCCCGUGGCCUUCAGUGAGUCCGUGCAGCCCAUCUGCCUCCCGGAGCCCGCCUUCGACCUGAAGGUGGGGACGCAGUGCUGGGUGACGGGCUGGGGCCGGGCCAAGCUGCGCUACUCAGCCAACUCCACGCUGACCCGGGAGCUGCGGGAGGCCAAGGUGUUCAUCAUAGGCAACAAGAGGUGCGACCAGAUGUACCGGAAGGAGUCCUCCAUCCCCCACAUCUCGCCCUUGGUCCUGGGGGAUAUGAUCUGUGCCACCAAUUUCGGGGAAAACCUGUGCAAUGGGGACCCCGGGGGCCCGUUGGCUUGCGAAGUGGAGGGCCGGUGGAUCCUGGCCGGGGUGAUGUCCUGGGAGAAGGCCUGUGCCAAAGCGCAGAACCCGGGUGUGUACUCGCGCGUCACCAGAUACAGCAAAUGGAUAAAGAACCAGAUGAGCAGCGGGCCGCCCUCGGGCCCCGGCACCCCCGUCCGGCUCCUCCUCCUGUCCUGGCUGCUGCCUCCCCAGGUGGGCCCCUGACCGGCCCCCUCCGGAAUGGGGCCACACCAAGGUUAGACCCAGGCCACCUGUCCCUAUUCAGCCAGAGUCAGGGUGGGGACAGAGUGGCCCCGGGGAGCCUGGUCCUGCCUGGGCAGUCCGUAG